AAAAACUCUUUCAAAUGAAACGAAAGUCAAAGAAUAACCUUUAUGCGCAUGCCACUAAACUUUUUACACCUGUACCAGAGUGGAGUACAUCAACAUGAAGAAUGCUAAGAGACCACACUCUGUUUGGAAAGUUUGUUGUGUGUGCUGAAUAAAGUGUAAAAUCAACAUGCCACUUUCACCCAAUAUGUUAUCGGAGAUGAAAGAACUUCCCACUGUCCAAAUAGGGGAUUAUAAUCUACAUCUAGAAUUGGACGAAUUAUCACCAGAAGUAAAAGAAAUAGCUAGGAAAGAAUUAAGAGAAACACCAGAUGUCUCAAGAGAUGCAGUUAUAGCAUUAAGAGAUCUACUUAAGGAGGAAAGGGAUUUACAUAUUCCAUUAGAAAGCGAUUAUUGGUUGAUAAGGUUUUUACGUCCAUGCAAAUUUUAUCCAGAGAGUGCCUUAGAUCUUAUCAAGAGAUAUUACAAAUUUAAAGUAAAACAUGCAGAUAUAUACAAUGGUUUAACACCCAGUAAGGAGAAAAACAUUUUUGAACAAAAUAUACUUACAGUUCAACCUAAUCGGGAUCAACUGGGGCGUAGAAUUUUAAUACUAGAAUUAGGAAAAAAAUGGAAAACCAACGAAGUCACUUUAGACGAAGUAUUCAAAGGUGCCGUUUUAUUCUUAGAGCUUGCCAUGCUAGAACCUGAAACACAAGUGUGUGGAGCCGUAGUUGUCUUUGACAUGGAUGGCUUGUCCUUAUCACAAACAACAAAAUUUACACCAAUGUUUGCCAAGAGAAUCGUUGACUGGUUACAAGAUAGUGUACCACUUAGAAUUAAAAAUAUUCAUAUCGUAAAUCAGCCCUAUAUAUUUAAAAUAGUUUUUAACUUAUUUAAACCUUUCCUGCGAGAGAAACUUAGAAACAGGAUUAUAUUCCACGGAAGUGAUCGUAAAUCUUUACAAGAGUACAUCAGUCCAAAAUGCUUACCAGAGUGUUAUGGAGGAACUUUGAACUUGCCACGAAUUAAUGGGCCUCAGUGGUUAGAACUAUUAUUACAAUGUGAUAAAGAAUAUGAAGCUAUCAACAGUUAUGGGUAUAAUAAGAAGAUAGAAAAAUAAAUUUCUGGAGGAAAGUUUUCAAGACGAAUUAUAAUUUUUUAAGGGGUGUUUUGUAAAAUAAUAAUUUAUAAAGAUUUUUGUGUUUUAGUUUAGAAUUUUGUGUGAAUAAUAUUUGAAUUAUUAUUGUUUCCUGUUAUUCUACUUAUUCGAAAAAUAUGUAUCUUUGUUUUAUAAUUUGGUGUCUUAAAAUUAUUCCGAUUAUUUUGGUGAAAAUAUAAAAAUACAUUAUUAAAUGUUUCAA
Molecule: messenger RNA, 1340 nt
Organism: Zophobas morio
Lineage: Eukaryota; Metazoa; Arthropoda; Insecta; Coleoptera; Tenebrionidae
Product: alpha-tocopherol transfer protein-like
Exons: 7
Coding region: 167-1099 (310 amino acids)
Cellular component (GO): membrane
Molecular function (GO): phosphatidylinositol bisphosphate binding
Source: RefSeq, a predicted model, not a curated record